Molecule: messenger RNA, 1001 nt
Organism: Limulus polyphemus (Atlantic horseshoe crab)
Lineage: Eukaryota; Metazoa; Arthropoda; Merostomata; Xiphosura; Limulidae
Product: sodium-coupled monocarboxylate transporter 1-like
Exons: 10
Biological process (GO): transmembrane transport; sodium ion transport
Cellular component (GO): membrane
Molecular function (GO): symporter activity
Source: RefSeq, a predicted model, not a curated record
AAUAUUUGGUUUCGAUUUUUUUUAUUACAGUAUCUGGAGCGACGAUUUAGUCGGUUGGUCAGAACACUUGGUUCUAUUGUGUUUGCCAUACAAAUGAUCAUCUACAUGGCGAUUGUGUUAUAUGCUCCGGCUCUGGCACUUUCUCAAGUGACUGGGAUCUCUGUGUGGGCUGCUGUACUGUCCAUUGGAUUGGUUUGUACUUUCUACACAUCAGUGGGAGGCAUGAAGGCUGUAGUGUGGACAGAUUUUUUCCAGGUCACCAUGAUGUUCAUAUCCAUGUUUGUGGUGGUCUUCAAAGGCGCCGAAGACGAGGGCGGCUGGGCUAAUGUAUGGCAAACAAAUGUACAGGGGCAGAGAAUCGAGUUUUUCAACUUUGACCCCAAUCCUACCACCCGCCAUACUGUUUGGAAUCUUGCCAUAGGUGGGUAUUUUACAUGGGUUGCUGUAUACGGAGUUAACCAGGCUAUGGUGCAACGGUAUUUGUCAAUCCCAACACUACGUGGCGCUCAAACAGCUCUCUGGUUGAACCUUCCUGGAUUAGUGGUUCUUCUAACUAUUUCGUGCCUGGCUGGACUGGUCAUCUACGCAAAGUACCACACGUGUGACCCUUUGUCGUGGACAAAUUUCAAGCUAUCCUCUGACCAGUUAUUUCCACUGUUCGUGAUGGAUGUUUUGGGCUUCUUACCAGGUCUUCCUGGUUUAUUUGUGUCAGGAAUCUUUAGUGGCGCCCUCAGCACUGUGUCGUCAGGGGUCAACUCGCUUGCCGCUGUGACCUUAGAAGACGUUGUAAAGGCGUACAUAAAGAAGGAUAUAUCGGAGUUAUGGGCAACACGAAUAACUAAAAUCCUUGCUGUCGUCUAUGGAUUGAUAGCUAUAGGCCUAGUGGCCGUGGCUCAGUUGCUAGGAAACGUCUUGCAGGCUGCCCUAACCAUAUUUGGGGUAAUUGGAGGUCCACUCCUGGGUCUCUUUAGUCUUGGAAUGUUUUUCCCUUGGGCGUAUUG